AUGGACUCAUCAUACGCCUCGCGGCACGAGAAACUUGAAGUUUCGGAGCUUGAAAAUGGAGAGCAUGAGCCCGUAACGAAGAAGGGGGAGAUUGAGCGAAUCGAUGCGAUAGCUACCGCGCAAGGCACAACACUGGCUUCCUUUGCGCAUCUGGAUGAGAAGAAGAUCCUGCGAAAGGUGCGGGGUGGAAACAUCGGAAACGCCAAGAUCGAAGGCCUCCAAGAAGAUUUAGGAAUGACUGCCGAUCAAUACAACUGGUGCCUCACAGUCUUCUUCUUCACAUACGCCGCGUUCGAGGUCCCGAGUAACCUGCUGCUGAAGAAGCUCCGCCCGAGCGUGUGGCUGCCGACCAUCAUGGUUGCGUGGGGCGUCGUCAUGACCUUGAUGGGCAUCGUGAAGAACUACCACGGCCUGUUGAUAGCUCGCAUCUUUCUCGGAGUGACGGAGGCCGGACUGUUUCCUGGCGUCGCGCUCCGCCAAGCCAUGUUCUUCUCCGCGGCUUCCAUCGCCGGCGCCUUCAGCGGUCUCCUCGCGUUUGCGAUCUCCAAGAUGGACGGCAUCGGUGGGCUGGAGGGAUGGCGCUGGAUCUUCAUCCUCGAGGGUAUCGUGACCGUUCUCGUGGCCGUUAUGGCUUUCUUUGCACUCCACGACUUUCCCGAGACAGCCAAGUUCUUGACUGAGGAAGAGCGAGCGUUUAUCGUCUUCCGACUGAAAUACCAGGGCCAGGUGCAGGGCAAGCAAGAAAAUCGUGUGCAAGUUGCCGAGGCCGAGGAGUUCAAGUGGAAAUAUGUCGUGGACGCGUUUACCGAUUGGCAGAUUUGGAUCAACAUCUUUGUUUACUGGGGUAUCGUAUGCCCGCUCUACGGAAUCAGCCUAUUCCUCCCGACCAUCAUUCGAAAUCUCAACUACACGUCCAGCACGGCGCAGCUGAUGACUGUGCCGAUCUACAUCACGGCCGCAAUUCUCGCAGUCAUUGUGGCAUACAUAUCAGACAGGGUUGGCAAGAGAAGCCCCUUCAUCGUUGGAUUCCUGUGCAUGAUGAUUGUUGGAUUCUCAAUGUGGGUUGCCUACCGAGUCAUCAGUUGGCUCUCCAACAACCUUGCCGGCAGUUACAAGCGCAGUGCAGGAAUGGCGGUUCAAAUCGGCGUGGGAAAUCUCGGUGGCGCCAUGGCAUCCAACUUUUACCGCCAAAAGGAUGGGCCGCGGUAUAUCCUGGGCCAUGCCCUUGAGCUCGGGUUCAUAUCGGUCGGUAUUAUUGCAGCGUUGAUACUUAUCUUCAGCUACAUUGGAAUUAACAAGAAGCGCGACCGGAAGAUGGCGGCUGGGGAGGACAGCAAGUUCACUGCAGAGGAACUGUCUGCACAGGGUGAUCGAGCAGUGACUUUCCGGUACAUGUGGUAG
Colletotrichum fioriniae is the source of this 1401-nucleotide messenger RNA. The record is from RefSeq and is a predicted model, not a curated record. Lineage: Eukaryota; Fungi; Ascomycota; Sordariomycetes; Glomerellales; Glomerellaceae.